GCUCGGGCAGAGAAACUCUGAGUGGUACAAAGGGACGUGCCCAGAGUGAAGAAAUCAUGCUAAUUGUCUCCACCAGAGCUGGAGAACGCCACCCAAAAUGAGGAGAGAAAGGGGAGCCCUGUCCAGAGCCUUCAGCGUCCUGCGCCUCACUCCUUUUGUCUACCUUCUCCUGAUCCAGACAGAGCCCCUGCAGGGGGUGAACAUCACCAGCCCGGUCCGCCUGAUCCAUGGCACGGUGGGGAAGUCGGCCCUGCUGUCCGUGCAGUACAGCAGCACCAGCAGUGACAAGCCUGUGGUGAAGUGGCAGCUGAAAAGGGACAAGCCAGUGACCGUGGUACAGUCCAUUGGCACAGAGGUCAUCGGCACCCUGCGGCCCGACUACCGAGACCGCAUCCGCCUCUUUGAAAAUGGCUCCCUGCUGCUCAGCGACCUGCAGCUGGCGGAUGAGGGCACCUACGAGGUCGAGAUCUCCAUCACUGACGACACCUUCACGGGGGAGAAGACCAUCAACCUCACUGUCGACGUGCCCAUUUCAAGGCCACAGGUGUUAGUGGCUUCGACCACUGUGCUGGAGCUCAGCGAAGCCUUCACCCUGAACUGCUCUCAUGAGAACGGCACCAAGCCCAGCUACACCUGGCUGAAAGACGGCAAGCCUCUCCUCAAUGACUCGCGAAUGCUCCUGUCCCCUGACCAAAAGGUACUCACCAUCACCCGCGUGCUCAUGGAGGACGACGACUUGUACAGCUGUGUGGUGGAGAACCCCAUCAGCCAGGGCCGCAGCCUGCCCAUCAAAAUCACUGUGUACAGAAGAAGCUCGCUCUACAUCAUCUUGUCCACAGGAGGCAUCUUCCUCCUUGUGACUCUGGUGACGGUCUGUGCCUGCUGGAAACCCUCCAAAAAGUCUGGAAAGAAGAGGAAACUGGAGAAACAAAACUCCCUGGAAUACAUGGAUCAGAAUGAUGAUGGCCUGAAACCAGAAGGUGAGCUCCCGGCGGCCCACUCGCCGGUCCAGUCCUCACCUAGACCAGCAGGCUGCUGGGAAAAGGCGGAAGUGGGCCACAAGGAAGCCGGCUCUGCAGGGCCCCUUCCUCCACCAACAGCUCGAAGACUACAGAGCAGGGAGCGGUGCGGCCAAGCAGAUGCCCUUCCCCGAAGCGCGGAGCAGGAGCGAAAGAACCCCAUGGCACUCUACAUCCUGAAGGACAAGGACGCCCCGGAGACCGAGGAGGAGCCUGCGACCGAGCCCCGGAGCGCAACGGAGCCAGGCCCGCCCGCCUACUCCGUGUCACCCGCAGUUCCCGGCCGCUCACCCGGGCUGCCGGUGCGCUCUGCCCGCCGGUACCCACGCUCGCCGGUGCCCUCCCCUGCCCCGGGCCGGACGCACACGUCGCCGUCUAGGGCGCCCGGCUCGCCUAGUCGUUCGCGCUCACUCCGGACUGCGGGCGCGCGCCUGAUCCGGGAGCAGGAGGAGGCCGGCCCGGUGGGGAUCAGCGCCUGAACCGUCCGGGACCCGCCCUCCCUCACGGGUGCCCGCCGGGGUGGUGGGAGAGGCUGCAAAGCUGGA
Messenger RNA from Artibeus jamaicensis (Jamaican fruit-eating bat), 1564 nucleotides. It is a transcript of the gene HEPACAM, whose product is annotated as hepatic and glial cell adhesion molecule. The record is from RefSeq and is a predicted model, not a curated record. The transcript is spliced from 7 exons. The coding region runs from base 98 to 1498 and encodes 466 amino acids. NCBI's taxonomy places the organism in Eukaryota, Metazoa, Chordata, Mammalia, Chiroptera, Phyllostomidae.